UUACAGCAACAGGAAAACAGCUAUGAGAGCACAUUCCGAGUGAACCCCGGCUCAGACAAUGAGGGGUGGGACAAAACUGUAUAUUUUAAAAUCUGUAAUCUAACCCUUAAAUCAGGAACAUUGCUCAAAGUUUGCUUUACACUUAUCGAGAUGGAGUCGUCAGGAGUCGAUCUGGGAAUGUUUAUUUCCAAGCGGAAGAAGACUGUUUCUUCUCCGAGAAGCAGUUUCUUGUUUUCGGUUUAUCAGCUCGAGAUUUGACUGGAGAUAUAUGCCACAGCUCGAUAUGUUCUGCGUUACGGCGAUUUAUGCAAAAUUUCGCUUGAGGAAACAGGACUGAGGACUCUGAGUGAAUGAAAACUGAACUCUGAAGGGUUUAAUUUUAGAGUUUAUUCCGAGAAUGGCAGGAUGUGGCAAAAGUUAAGGAUCCAGCACAUCUGGAUAUGACUUGCGCUGCUGAUUUCACCAUAUUCGCCGUUAUGAGACAAUAGUUUUAUGUUUUAAAGAAAUGAGAGACGAGUUUCACAAACAGAUGAAGAUUGAUAAGCUUGAUUCGUGAGUGAGCGCAAGACGAAAAUCAGACAUGAAGGCUUCUGAGAUGCUCGCAGUGUUGUUUGUUUUGGUGUAUUCAGGGAGCUACGCAACUCUCGCAGAUGAAGCCGAGGAGCCUUUACAGUGCGCAUGUGAGAACUCACCGUACUGUGAAAAAAACUCCUGCUGGGGCCGCAUUUGCUUAUACACUUCGGUCCAUGAGCGUGUAGUCAGGGGCUGUUUACCCUCCGCUGAGCAGUGCCACGUGCCUAAUGUACCUGGAGUGUAUUCCGAGUGCUGCUACACACACCUCUGCAAUGCAAACCUCAGUAUGCCUGAAAAAACAGUGGAAGAGCCCAUCAGCUUGAUUCUGUUGGUGGGUGUGCCGUUGUUGGUGCUGUUGGUGAUGUGCAUGGCAGUCUAUGGGCUUGUGUUUUGGCUGCGUUCAAGGCGACAGCACCACCCGCUGGACGAACCAGACACCUCUAUGCUCAAAGUCCCCAGUGGAGGGGACCCCACAUAUGGGGAUAUCUUUGAUGAGUUUUGUACAUCGGGCAGUGGGACCGGACUGCCUUAUCUGGUGCAAAGAACCAUGGCCCGACAGAUCUCUCUGGUUCAGUGUGUUGGUAAAGGACGUUAUGGCGAGGUAUGGAGAGGCACCUGGAUGGGAGAGAGUGUGGCUGUCAAAAUUUUCUCCUCUCGUGAUGAACAGUCCUGGUUUAGAGAGACUGAAAUCUACAACACGGUCCAACUAAGGCAUGAAAACAUCUUGGGCUUCAUAGCAUCAGACAUGACGUCUAAAAACUCCAGCACUCAGCUGUGGCUGGUCACACACUUCCAUGAGUUGGGCUCCCUCUAUGACUUCCUGCAGCGCAACAUACUAGACCCAGAGGGCUGUCUGCGCAUGUGCCUGUCCAUCGCCAGCGGCCUUGUGCACCUCCACACAGAGAUCCUCAGUACGCAGGGCAAACCAGCCAUCGCACACAGAGACCUGAAGAGCCGCAACAUUCUGGUGAAGAGAAAUGGGCAGUGCUGCAUUGCAGACCUGGGCUUGGCUGUCAUUCACUCUCAGUCUAAUGACUAUCUGGAUAUGGGCAACAACCCGAGAGUGGGCACCAAGCGUUAUAUGGCACCGGAAGUUUUGGACGAGAGUAUUCGUGUUGAUGUGUUUGAAUCCUACAAACAAACCGACAUCUGGGCCUUGGGUCUCGUCAUGUGGGAGAUAACUCGUCGAACUAUUGUUAAUGGGAUCGUGGAGGAGUACAGACCGCCGUUCUUUGACGUGGUGCCCUCUGACCCCAGUUUCGAGGAGAUGAAGAAAGUGGUGUGUGUUGACCAGCAGAGGCCCAGUCUCCACAAUCGACUACACUCUCAUCCGAUCCUGUCUACAAUUGCGAAGAUUAAGAAAGAGUGCUGGUUCCAAAGCCCUUCAGCUCGACUCACUGCUCUGCGUGUGCGAAAGACCCUCUCCAAACUGGACCAGGAGCAUGACUACGACAUUGACAAGCUUAAAGUGGACCUCUAGAAUAAACCUCCUACCACACAUUUCCAAGAAAGUUACAUUCUAAUGGACCCAUAUCCAUCCACCUGAG
Messenger RNA from Megalobrama amblycephala (Wuchang bream), 2120 nucleotides. It is a transcript of the gene acvrl1, whose product is annotated as activin A receptor like type 1. Gene Ontology annotation, molecular function: ATP binding; transforming growth factor beta receptor activity, type I; SMAD binding. NCBI's taxonomy places the organism in Eukaryota, Metazoa, Chordata, Actinopteri, Cypriniformes, Xenocyprididae. The transcript is spliced from 10 exons. Gene Ontology annotation, biological process: BMP signaling pathway; transforming growth factor beta receptor signaling pathway; cellular response to growth factor stimulus. The coding region runs from base 581 to 2053 and encodes 490 amino acids. Gene Ontology annotation, cellular component: BMP receptor complex; plasma membrane. The record is from RefSeq and is a predicted model, not a curated record.